UAAAUAUGGAGAUGAAGUAAUUAUUAGCACUUUUGCUUGGUCAUUUCAAUUAAUGGGCACUGAAAGCAUGUUUCAUGCAUUAGAAAACCCAAGAGAUGAUUUUGCUUCACUAUAAAUACAUGGUCUAAUUGAUAAGAACAUACCAAAGAAAAAACAAAGAGAUAAAGAGAGCAAAAAGGCAUAAAAGAAAAGAAUGGCUAACAUGGCUGAGAAAUGGGAGGAACUUAGUGGGAAAAACAAUUGGGAUGGGCUAUUAGACGAUCCAUUGGAUGUUGAUCUCCGUAGAUACAUCAUCCAAUAUGGAGAAUUGGCUCAUGUAACUUAUGACACCUUCAUUUCGGAUCCAAAAUCUAAGAAUGCAGGAGCUAGCAGAUACUCGAUGGAAAAUCUUCUUUCUAGAGCUGGACUUGACCCGCUCAAGUAUAAAGUAACCAAAUACUUCUAUGCUACCUCAUCCAUUCCACUUCCUAGUGCUUUUCUUGUGAAAUCAUUGUCAAGGGAAGCAUGGAGUAAGGAAUCGAAUUUUAUGGGGUACAUUGCUGUUGCUACUGAUGAGGGCAAAGUUUCACUAGGAAGGAGGGAUAUUGUAAUUGCUUGGAGAGGAACAAUUCAGACACUGGAGUGGGUGGAUGAUCUUGAAUUUGCACUUGUCAAAGGAACAAAAAUAUUUGGUUCAUCAUGGCUUCAUUUCACACCUUUGCUGCAUCAUGGCUUCUACAACAUUUAUACAUCAGAAGAUCCAAAAUCAAGGUUUAAUCAAACUAGUGCCAGAGACCAGGUCCUUGAAGAAGUGAAAAGAUUGGUUGAGGAAUAUAAGCAUGAAGAGGUCAGCAUAACUGUGACUGGGCAUAGCCUAGGUGCAUCACUUGCAACACUAAAUGCAGUUGACAUAGCUUACAAUGGUAUAAACAAGUCAAGCAGUGGCAAAGAGUUCCCAGUGACAGCUUUUGUAUUCGCAAGUCCUAAAGUUGGGGAACUUCUUUUUCAGAAUGCAGUUUCCAAACUGGAACACCUUCACAUCUUGAGAAUUCAUAACGUAUUCGAUAUUGUUCCGGCAUAUCCGGCCAUUGGCUAUUUCGACGUUGGGAAGGUAAUAAUGAUUGACACCACAAAAUCCACCUAUUUGAAGCAUCAUCCUUUGGACCCCCACACACAGCAUAAUUUGGAGGGUUACUUGCACGGAAUUGAUGGUACCCAAGGAUCAGGAGAUUUUAAACUAGAGGUGCAUCGCGAUCUCGCACUUGUCAACAGGGUAUGGGACAUUCUAAAAGAUGAAUAUCUUGUCCCUGGGGCUUGGUGGAUCGAGAAGAACAAAGCAAUGGUUCAGCAAAAAGAUGGAACUUGGCUUCUUAUGGAUGGCGAGGAUUAUGACUUAUGAGAACUAUGAUUUUAUUUAUUUUAUUUCAUGUAAUGUGUGAAUAAAGGGCUCUUUCGCCAGCUUGAAAAAGAGCACCAUACGUAUAAUAUGGUUCCCUUAAUAAUACAGGAUAAGGAAUAGCUGUACGCCUAAAGCUGGAAAUAAGGUUGUCCUUUCUGGUCCCUAAGGCGAUGAAGCUGAAACAGAUGUUAUAUUUUAAUUUAUGUGUCAAUUUCUGUGAUGCUUUUUUUUUUUUUUUAAUUAUUGUGAGAGAGAUAUAAUGGAUCUUACGGCU
Lycium ferocissimum is the source of this 1652-nucleotide messenger RNA. Its product is annotated as phospholipase A1-IIbeta-like. Gene Ontology annotation, biological process: lipid metabolic process. The coding region runs from base 194 to 1378 and encodes 394 amino acids. The record is from RefSeq and is a predicted model, not a curated record. The transcript has 3 exons. Gene Ontology annotation, molecular function: glycerophospholipid phospholipase A1 activity. Lineage: Eukaryota; Viridiplantae; Streptophyta; Magnoliopsida; Solanales; Solanaceae.